UAUCACCGUAGCGAUUCCAAGACUCAUAAACGGUCAUUGUUGCGGCCGAUGCUACAGUGUGGUACCGUAAUUACACGGCCCCAGCGCAACCCGUGGUCCAUUAUUCGGUAUUCCCACUUGGGAUCGUUUCUUCUUCUGUUCUCAUUUUGUUCUCCUGUUCUUGUUUCCUUCUUCUUCUCUUUUUCUCCCUCCUUCACUGCAUCCUCUUCCUUUUUUCUCACUCUUCUUCGGGCUCAUCUUCUCAAGCCAUCUCGUCUCCUCGCUCAUCCCUCUCCUCCCCUCCGUCUACUCCUUUGUCAGUAGCCCUGGGCUCCUAGUUCCAAUUGUGACCUUUUUUGGAUCGGUUCUGUCUGGUCCAGGACCUGCGACACGGUCCGAGCACUUUUUAUCAGUCUCUCGUUGACGCUCGCUCGAAUCGGCAAAUUCCAAUACUGCUGAAUUUGCCCAUC
Aspergillus ruber CBS 135680 is the source of this 449-nucleotide messenger RNA. RefSeq lists its product as uncharacterized. Lineage: Eukaryota; Fungi; Ascomycota; Eurotiomycetes; Eurotiales; Aspergillaceae. The coding region runs from base 49 to 303 and encodes 84 amino acids. The transcript has a single exon. The record is from RefSeq and is a predicted model, not a curated record.